CCUCCCCCCCCCCCGCCUCCUCGCCCUCCGCCUCCUGUUCGCUUCGCCCUCUCUGCCUGUCUCACUCUUUCCUCCUGUCGGCGCAUCAUGAGCUCGCUUCAAUCCCGCCAAGCGCGGCAGAACAACCGCAUUCUCUUCGUCAAGUAUCUUCCCUUUGAUGUGUCCUCCAAGACCCUGUACGACCUGUUCGGCAAGUUCGGGGCAAUCCAGCAGAUCCGUCUUGGAAACUCCCCGACCACCCGUGGCAAUGCAUUCGUCGUUUACGAGAUCCCGGAUGACGCGAACCGCGCCAUGGCCAAGCUCAAUGGCUACCAGCUGAGCCACCGCUCGAUUACCGUCCUCCCGUUUGUCCCCUCGCGCGUGUACAAGAAGGCCGACCUGGAUGCCCGUCGCGCGCGGCUCGACGCGGUGGCCGAGUCCCACGGUGUUCAGACCGACGAUCUGGAGGCCUAGGCGGAACGCCUGGCGCGGACCCGGCCCUUCCCAGGCCUGUGCAUCCUCCACGCCCGAACCCCACACCCCUCCCGAGCCUGUUUCCCUCCCCUCCUUCUCUCCUUCUCUCUCUCUCUGCCGCUCCCGGAGUAGGGCGACAGUGUUGCCCUAGCCGCCCGGUCACCGAGAGAGGGCUUUGUACCAUAGAUCCAGAAUACAUCCUGUUUUUUCCACACACACACACACAUACACACG
Molecule: messenger RNA, 687 nt
Organism: Fonticula alba
Lineage: Eukaryota; Rotosphaerida; Fonticulaceae
Exons: 4
Coding region: 88-453 (121 amino acids)
Cellular component (GO): ribonucleoprotein complex; cytoplasm; nucleus
Molecular function (GO): mRNA binding
Source: RefSeq, a predicted model, not a curated record